This is a messenger RNA of Empidonax traillii (willow flycatcher), 2358 nucleotides long. RefSeq names its product zinc finger and BTB domain containing 37 (gene ZBTB37). The record is from RefSeq and is a predicted model, not a curated record. Gene Ontology annotation, molecular function: DNA-binding transcription factor activity, RNA polymerase II-specific; RNA polymerase II cis-regulatory region sequence-specific DNA binding; protein binding. Lineage: Eukaryota; Metazoa; Chordata; Aves; Passeriformes; Tyrannidae. The transcript has 4 exons. Bases 227 to 1738 code for a protein of 503 amino acids. Gene Ontology annotation, biological process: regulation of transcription by RNA polymerase II.
CUGAUGUCCCUGGCUGUGCUCAGGAGCAUGCAAUCCCUCCAGGCUUCAUUUUUCCUUUCCUUUUUUUUUCCCUCCUCAAGGGGAAGGGGGCAACAAGCUUCCAGACCUUCCCACUACAUCAGAAGGAAGCAGGAGAACAAGAAGGCAGCACCCCCUGCUUCCUCCCCGGCCCUGCAUGUAACUCCCAGCACUCCAGCGCAGCCGCGCGCCUGCGACGGGCGCCGCCAUGGAGAAGAGCGGGAACAUUCAGCUGGAGAUUCCCGACUUCAGCAACUCUGUGCUGAGCCACCUGAACCAGCUGCGCAUGCAGGGCCGGCUGUGCGACAUCGUGGUCAACGUGCAGGGCCAGGCGUUCCGCGCGCACAAGGUGGUGCUGGCGGCCAGCUCGCCCUACUUCCGCGACCACAUGUCCCUCAACGAGAUGAGCACCGUGUCCAUCUCCGUCAUCAAGAACCCUUCCGUCUUCGAGCAGCUCCUCUCCUUCUGCUACACGGGCAGGAUCUGCCUGCAGCUGGCCGACAUCAUCAGCUACCUGACGGCCGCCAGCUUCCUGCAGAUGCAGCACAUCAUAGACAAGUGCACGCAGAUCCUCGAGGGCAUUCACUUCAAAAUCAACGUGGCGGAGGUGGAGGCCGAGUUGAGCCAGACCAGGACGAAGCACCAGGAGAGGCCGCCCGAGUCUCACCGGGUGACACCCACCCUGAACCGAUCGCUGAGCCCGCGCCACAACACCCCGAAGGGGAGCCGCCUGGGCCAGGUGAGCACGGUGCUGGACAUCCGGGAGCUCAGCCCGCCCGAGGAGUCCACCAGCCCCCAGAUCAUCGAGCAGAGCUCGGACGUGGAAGGCAGGGAGCCCAUCCUGCGGAUUAACAGGGCGGGACAGUGGUACGUGGAGACGGGGCUGGGGGAGCGCGGGGCCCGGAGCGACGAGGACGUGCGGGUGCUGGGCGGAGUGCGCAUCAAAACCGAGAACCUGGAGGAGUGGCUGGGGGCGGAGCACCAGCCCUCGGGGGAGGACGGCAGCAGCGCCGAGGAGGUCACGGCCAUGGUGAUCGACACCACGGGCCACGGGGCGCUGGGCCAGGACGCCUACGCCCUGGGCUCCUCGGGGGCCAAGGUGGUCAGGCCGACCAGCACCGACAUCGACAGAUUUAGCCCUUCUGGCAGCAUGGUUGCUGUGACUGAGCGGUACAGAUCAAAAAGCGAGUCUCCCGGGCGGAUGGAUGAGCCCAAGCAGCCCAGUUCCCAGGGGGAGGAAUCAGCCAUGCUGGGAGUGAGUGGUUACGUGGAGUAUCUGCGGGAGCAGGAGGUUUCCGAGCGCUGGUUCCGGUACAACCCGCGCCUCACGUGCAUUUACUGCGCCAAAUCCUUCAACCAGAAGGGCAGCCUGGACCGGCACAUGCGGCUGCACAUGGGCAUCACCCCCUUCGUGUGCCGCAUGUGCGGGAAGAAGUACACCCGCAAGGAUCAGCUGGAGUAUCACAUCCGCAAGCACACGGGCAACAAGCCCUUCCACUGCCACGUCUGCGGCAAGAGCUUCCCCUUCCAGGCCAUCCUCAACCAGCACUUUCGCAAGAACCACCCCGGCUGUUUGCCCCUGGAGGGGCCCCACAGCAUCUCCCCUGAGACCACCGUCACGUCCCGGGGGCAGGCGGAGGAGGAGUCCCCUCCGCAGGAGGAGGCCGUGGCUGUGGGGGAGACGGCACAGGGAUCUGUGUCCACCACGGGGCCGGAUUGAGACACGGCUGCGGAGCGCGGGGAGGAAGGACCGUCCUCCCCUUCUUGGCUCUCCAGAGUCAGCACCAACCUGGCAGGCUGGUACUGUGAUUAGUGCAAUGCCACCACUGGACAGAAAGGAGCUCCCGAGAUGUUGCCAAAAUAGAAAAAUCUCUCUCUUUCUCUCUCUCUCUCUCUUUCUCUCUCUCUCUCUCUCUCUCACUCUCUCUCUCUCUUCCUCUCACACACCCACACACACACACGUAGAGUGUUAAACGUUUUUCUCCCUUAUUCCUCCUCCUCUCGGAGAAAAACAGAACAACUGUGUCAAUCAACUUCUUAUUCAGGGAUCGACAGGAUUUUAAAUUUUUUUACUGUUCCGUAGUGACCUGGGAUGAGCAGUCAUUGGUAUUUCUGGACAGCCCUGUGGCCCCGCAGAGCCACAUCCGCUGGUCCCGCUCGAGGGGAGAGCAGGGGCAAAGGGCCCCGCUGCCUUUGUCCCUUUCCCAGGUAGAAAACAAAGACACUGUGCUGGUGGAGCCUGCCUAGCCCGCCUGUAUUUAUCCCUGUCUUAUUUUUGGUGUGUCUCUUUGCAUUUUUUGUUGAAGCUGUUACUUUAGGGCUUUUGGCCUUGCCCGCUGC